AUGGGGUUGCUGGAGAGUGACGUGACGCCGUAUGUGGGCAUGGUACUGGCCACAACUGCGAAGGUGGGAUUAAUCAUAAUCAGCAAAAGUGCUAUGGCCAGUGGGAUGAGUAAUUUCACAUUCACCGCCUAUUCCAAUGCUCUUGCAGCCCUUCUUCUUCUCCCUACAGGUCUUUUUAUUCACAGGUCACCCAAUCGGCCUCCGCUCACCUUGUAUUUGCUUUGUGGAUUUUUUUUGUUAGGGAUUCUGGGGUGCUUGGCUCAGCUGUUGGGCUAUACUGGAAUUAACUUAACGUCUUCUGCAUAUGCUUCAGCAAUGCUCAAUCUCAUUCCAGGAUUUACCUUCAUUCUUGCCAUCAUAUUCAGGCUGGAACAGCUUGCUUGUAGAAGUUCAAGUUUUCUUGCAAAGGCAAUCGGAACUGUAGUGUCAAUUGCUGGUGCCUUUAUUGUAACACUAUACAGAGGCCCUCAAAUUCUUAACUCAUCAUUAAAUAUUGUAAAUGAGCAUGCUGAUAUACCACAAUUGAACUGGAUAUUGGGGGGAUUAUUCCUAGCAGCAGAUUGUGGAGCCUCUGCAGGAUUUAUAAUUGUACAGGCGUUUAUUCUCAAGAAAUAUCCAGCUGAAUUGAUUAUGGUAUUCUUUUACUGCUUCUUUGCUGGCAUCCUAUCUGCAGCAGUCUCUCUGAUUGUUGGUGGAGACCCGAGUGCUUGGGCAUUGCAGCCAAAUGUCCGACUGAUCGCUGUUCUAUAUUCGAUUUCUGAUUCCUGUAUUUGCAGUACGAUGAUCACCAGUAUCUUCCAUGUUACUAAAAUUGAGCAGUUCCCUAUGGGGGUUUUUGGUUCUGCAUUCCAGGUGGGAAUUACAUCAUGGUGUUUGCAUAAAAGAGGUCCUCUUUUUGUUGCAAUGUUUUAUCCACUGAGCAUUGUGAUUGCAACUGCCUUUGAUACUAUUUUGUUUGGUGAGGUUUUCUAUCUUGGCAGUUUGGUGGGCUCCAUCAUCAUUGUUGUUGGAUUCUACUCAGUUAUGUGGGGGAAAGCAAAAGAGAAUACUACUGAGAAAACAGAGGCAGGAACUUCUGCUCCAACUAGUGAAAAAACUCCACUGCUACCAAUUCAGGAUGGGCAGGCAGAAAUUUAA
This is a messenger RNA of Andrographis paniculata, 1137 nucleotides long. Its product is annotated as WAT1-related protein At3g28050-like. The coding region runs from base 1 to 1137 and encodes 378 amino acids. The record is from RefSeq and is a predicted model, not a curated record. Gene Ontology annotation, molecular function: transmembrane transporter activity. Gene Ontology annotation, cellular component: plasma membrane. The transcript is spliced from 8 exons. Lineage: Eukaryota; Viridiplantae; Streptophyta; Magnoliopsida; Lamiales; Acanthaceae.